Molecule: messenger RNA, 1383 nt
Organism: Colletotrichum higginsianum IMI 349063
Lineage: Eukaryota; Fungi; Ascomycota; Sordariomycetes; Glomerellales; Glomerellaceae
Product: Nitrosoguanidine resistance protein
Exons: 1
Coding region: 1-1383 (460 amino acids)
Cellular component (GO): membrane
Source: RefSeq, a predicted model, not a curated record
AUGUCGACCUCGGGCCUGCCGGCGCGGACGCCGCUGUCCCAUUGGAACGGCGGCCAGCGCAAGGCCCUCGUCAUCCCCACCGUCGCCGCCUCCGUCAUGAUCCUCCUCCUCGUCCUGGCCAACAUGUCGUACCUCUUCGGCGCCACCUUCCAGCAGAGCAAGCGCAUCCACGCCCUCAAGAUCCUCGCCGUCGACCUCGACGGGGGCGCCGUCGGCUCGGCGGUCGCCGGCGCCUCCAGGAGCUUCCAGGCCGCCAACUUCCCCACCAUCGAGCUCGCCUCGGCCUCCGAGUACUCGACCCCGGCCGCCGUCAGGAACGCCGUCUGCAAGGGCGGCUACUGGGGCGCCAUGUACGUCCACGAGGGCGCCUCCGACAAGCUCGCCGCCGCCGUCGCCGGCACCUCGGGUACCACCGCCGCAUCCGCAUCCUCAUCCGCAUACAACGCCGCCGACGCCGUCACAUACAUCUACAACCAGGCCCGGUACCCGGCCAUCGCCGACUCGGUGCUCCAGAGCAGCAUGCAAAAGGUCGUGGCCGCCUCGCGGGGCUUCUACUACCAGUCCCCCAACGGCACCGCCGCCCUCCGGUCCCUGAACACGACCGACCCGGCCGCCCUCGCCGCCUUCCUGAACCCCAUCUCGUCGACCCCGGCCCUCAUCGGCGUCCAGCCGCAGGCGAGCCGCGUCUUCUUCAACACGGUCAACGUCAUCGUCCCGGCCCUCGCCCAGUUCUUCUACGUCCUCGCCCUCAACGGCAUCGGCCUGAGCUCCGGCCUGCUCGCCACCGUCCGCGUCCGCGACGUCUGGCUGCUCCGCUUCGGCAUCGGCAAGCUCUACGGCCUCCUCACCGCCCUCGUCGUCACCGGCUACCUCUGGGCCUUCCGCGAGGACUGGCAAGUCGGCGGGCCCGAGUUCGGCAAGUCGCUGCUCGUCUUCUGGCUCUACAUGGACGUCCAGUGGCAGGUCCUCGAGGCCCUCAUCGACUCCUUCAUGCCCAUCCAGCUCGUCCCCUUCUUCUUCCUGACCUGGAUGCUCACCAACGUCGCGAGCGCCGUCUUCCCCUUCGAGAUCAUGGCCGGCUUCUACCGCGUCGGCUACGCCCUGCCCGCCCACGGCAUCUACUCCCUCCUGGUCCAGGCCUGGACCGGCUGCGCCGACCAGACCCGCGUCGCGCUGCCCGUCCUGUUUGCCUGGUGGAUCGUCGGUCACGUCGGCUCCGUCUUCUCCAUCCGCAAGCGGUGCGCCGAUGCCUCCAAGAUGGCUGCCGCCGCCGCCGCCAAGGCCCCGGCGGCGCAUGGGGACAACGUCUCGAUCCCUCCCCGUUCCCCCAGCACCGAGAUGACUCUGCGGUCGGACGAAGAGCAGGUCCGCAACGAGAAGUGA